Oncorhynchus nerka (sockeye salmon) is the source of this 4379-nucleotide messenger RNA. Its product is annotated as NEDD4-binding protein 2-like. Gene Ontology annotation, cellular component: nucleus. Gene Ontology annotation, molecular function: endonuclease activity; ubiquitin binding. Bases 99 to 4379 code for a protein of 1426 amino acids. The record is from RefSeq and is a predicted model, not a curated record. The transcript is spliced from 11 exons. NCBI's taxonomy places the organism in Eukaryota, Metazoa, Chordata, Actinopteri, Salmoniformes, Salmonidae.
UGAAACCAGCUUCUUCCGUUGUUUUUAACAUGGCCACAACACCACGCUAGUGAGAUACUUCCAUAAGACAACUGUUUUUAAACAUUAGCACACCGAGAAUGCCAAGGAAAAAGAAAAACGGCCAUAGCCCGGCCAGAGUACCCGGGUUAUCAAACGACAACAACUACUACCGAAUACCGGGAACGAGUGACGGCGCGCCGCUGUCGAGAAGUGAAUUCCACACCGGGACUAACUCUCACGACUACGGUAGUACUAAUAUGCUCGUUUCGACAAACUCAGGAGGAAUCUCGGCUACUUCUCAGGACAAGGACGAGAUCGUGAGGACCAUGAAGGAGAUGUUUUACCACCUGGAUCCGGAAGUUCUUUACAUUGUGUUGGCCGAGUGUGACUUCAAAGUUGAGAAUGCGAUGGAUUCUCUCCUGGAGCUGUCUGUAGCAGCUGAGCGUGUUGGCCCCCUCCCUCCCCUCCUCUCCGGGUUUGAGCUUACCGCAGCUCUCCUCAGCCCCCAACACAACUCCUCCAAACCAGACCUUCACCCCCACCCUCCUACGGGGGAGUCCGCUGUCCCCCUCUCCCCUCCCCGACGGGCCCCUCCUCUCCGCAGCGAAGAUAACCAGGACCUGACCACUGACUUGACGGAAGAGUUUGAUGUUCUGAUCGACCGUGAGCUGGAGAAUCUUACCCUACAGCAGGAAGCUGAAGCGAGGGACCACGGUGAUCUUCACUCCUCUUCCUCAUCCGUCUCUUCCCUCUCCUUCCCCGUUCAGCCCCCGGGCGCCCAGCAACAGGCCCUGCCACAGCCGCUCCAGUCCAGCCCAAGAGCCUCAGCCUCCAGGAGGGGGCUCCCAGGGGACCAGCCAUGCCCAGACAGGGUGUUCUCAGCUGGGCAGGCUAGCGGACCUCACUCCCCUGUCUCUGACCUGAGCCUCAACUUCUCUGGAGGAGCAGCCGGUUACCGGCGGCAACGGUCAUUACUGGACUUCAGCCAUCUGACUUCAUCGCCAUCCGAGACGGACAGAACUAAACCCAGCCUGCUUUUGGACCCAGGGGCCGCCGAUCGCCCCUCUGCAUUCCAGGCAUACAGGAAACUGGACCAGUUCACCGUUCAUCCAGAGGGCGAGCGGACCGUACCACCAGGUGGCGUAGUAAGGGGGGCGAGGACGAAGACUAGCGUCGCAGGAGAAGAAGAGCGACUCAACAACCCGUCGUUCUGGAAUACUCGAGCGCCGGAGUUCCAACCGCAUGUCCGCGGAAAUCAGGCAACGGGGCCGGCAUUUAUCGUCCCUGUGGCGCUAAGCCCCUCCUCCUGGCACACCCGAGCCACACCCGCCUCCCACUGGUUGGCCCAGGGCCCUGUCGGUCAAGCCGCGACCGUCCCCAGGUCUUGGACAGGGGGUGUGUCUGCUGGCCCCAGAGCACCCCUCCUCUCUGGGCAACAUGGUAGGCUCCGGCUGGAGGGGCAUGUCCUAGUGCUGCUACGGGGAGCUCCUGGGUCGGGCAAGUCCACCCUGGCCCGGGCCAUGCUGGAACAGAACCCACAUGGGGUGGUGUUGAGCACGGAUGAUUAUUUCUGUCGUCAUGGGGACUAUCGCUACGACCCCUCAGCUUUAGGAGAGGCCCACGAAUGGAACCACGCUAGAGCCCAGGAAGUGAUGGAGGCCUCUUUCUCUCCUGUUGUUAUUGACAACACCAACAUACGUACUAGGCACAGUGUUAAAGCAGAGAAGAUCCGUUGGAUGAUGGAAAAUUAUGAUCGUCACGUGACCAUUCACUCCAUCAUGGGAGCGCUCACCCCAAACUACCCCCAUUACGACCCAACACGACCCCCCAUCACGACGCCAAACUACCCCCCCAACAGGACCCAACACGACCCCCCAUCACGACGCCAAACUACCUCCCCAACAGGACCCAACACGACCCCCCAUCACGACGCCAAACUACCUCCCCAACAGGACCCAAGCCCAACCCAUCAGGAGGCCAAACUACCCCCCAACAGGACCCAACACGACCCCCAUCACGACGCCAAACUACUACCCCAACAGGACCCAAGCCCACCCCAUCAGGAGGCCAAACUACCCCCCAACAGGACCCAAGCCCAACCCAUCAGGAGGCCAAACUACCCCCCAACAGGACCCAAGCCCAUCCCAUCAGGAGGCCAAACUACCACCCCAUCAGGAGGCCAAACUACCCCCCAUCAGGAGGCCAAACUACCCCCCAUCAGGAGGCCAAACUACCCCCCCAUCAGAGGCCAACCUGCCCCCAUCAGGAGGCCAAACUACCCCCCAUCAGGAGGCCAAACUACCCCCCAUCAGGAGGCCAAACUACCCCCCAUCAGGAGGCCAAACUACCACCCCAUCAGGAGGCCAAACUACCACCCCAUCAGGAGGCCAAACUACCACCCCAUCAGGAGGCCAAACUACCACCCCAUCAGGAGGCCAAACUACCACCCCAUCAGGAGGCUAGCCCGUCACAGUAAGUUUCCUCAACACACCCAGACUGCAUCUCAAACUACCCCCCAACAGGAGACUAGGGAUAGGGCCCAAGUCUCAGACAAGGCCCGCCGCGACCUGGUAGGAGAGCAGCGAUUGGUCCAGGGCUCUGAGAGGUCCUGCCCCAGCUCUCCUCCUCGCUUCCCGACGUGUCGUCGGCCGGCCGCCCGGGAGAGCCAUAACCCCGGAUCACAGCUCUGCCCACGGGUCCACAGUGUGGAAGCUGGUGAAGGGAGCCAUGUUGGUGAGGUCAGUCAGUGCACUGACGCUAGUGAGACCAGGAUGGAAGGUGAAGUCGGCCAUCUUGGUGGGGGCAGUGAGGAGCGGAGGCAGAGUCGCAGGGCUGAGAAACAGUGCAAGCUGGCGCUCACCUUCACAAACAACACCCCUCCCUCCCCCAAACCACAGACAGACCCUGACCUCGACCCUAACUCUGACCUUGCCCCUAAUCUUGACUCUGACCUCGACCCUAACUCUGACCUUGCCUCUAAUCUCGACUCUGACCUCGACCCUAACUCUGACCUUGCCUCUAAUCUCGACUCUGACCUCGACCCUAACUCUGACCUUGCCCCUAAUCUCGACUCUGACCUCGACCCUAACUCUGACCUUGCCCCUAAUCUUGACUCUGACCUCGACCCUAACUCUGACCUUGCCCCUAAUCUCGACUCUGACCUCGACCCUAAUCUCCACUCUGACCUCGACCCUAAUCUCCACUCUGACCUCGACCCUAAUCUCCACUCUGACCUCGACCCUAAUCUCCACUCUGACCUCGACCCUAAUCUCCACUCUGACCUCGACCCUAACCCUAACUCUGACCUCGACCCUAAUCUCCACUCUGACCUCGACCCUAAUCUCCCCUCUGACCUCGACCCUAAUCUCCACUCUGACCUCCACUCAAGGUAUCAUGGCGGCCUCGGCCGGCGUUGGGUUCACCCCUCCGGCCAGCGUGGUGGUGCCGUGCUGACGCACGAGAAAGGGAGCCAGGUGGAGGAGAGGGAGCUGGAGGAGGGCCGGACCAGACAGCAGAACCUCGUCAUUCUCAGACGCCAUUUUAAACUGGUCAACAGACACACUCUGGAGGACCUCUAUGACACGUGUCAGCAGGAUCUGGAGUGGACCAGUAAUCUGUUGCUAGACUCUGGAGAGAGACUGUUCCUAGAGGAAGAGGAGGAUGAAGAAGAGGGUGAUGGAGAUCUGGACAUGGCCGUAGGUGUGUCCCUGGAGGAGAGGACGGAGAGGCGGGUUACGCCCCCAGGAGAACAGGCUUCGGCCUCCAGCUUUUUUGAUAGUGAGGCGAUUGUUGUACUGGGAAGAAGGGAGGAGGAAGAGGAGACGUGGAGGACAGGAGGGGGCGUUGACGAAGGGGUAGGUGGGGUUAGUGGACUGUACCAUCCGGUGUCUGGGGGCGGGGGCGGCUCAGAGGAACAAAACACCCCCUUGGGAGAGUCCACUCGUCUGGAGCACGGACCACCAGGAAGAGAUGUGGCGGAGCAGGAAGUGGUUCGCGACUCGGAGAGCGGAGCUGACGCAGAGCAGUGGGAGAGGGAGGAGGAGGAGGGAGACGAGGUGACCCAGUCGCUCCUAGCCCAGCUGGAGGAGAUGGAGAGGAGAGAGGAGGAGGAGGAGAGGAAAGGGAGGAAGGAGAAGGAGAAGAGGAGGGACAGACUCGUGGACAUCCAGAGUGUUGAACUGAAGCUGCCUACAGAACUGGCUCUGCAGCUGGUUGAGCUGUUUGGCCCUGUUGGUGUCCUACCAGGUUUGUGUUCUCCUGAUGACUACUCUGUGAGGAUGGACCUCAACAUGGCCAGACUGCUGCACCAGAAAUGGAAGGACACUGUCCAGGAGAAGCAGAGACAAGCAGCACUCUCCUACCAUCUACUACAAGAGUGA